This is a messenger RNA of Scophthalmus maximus (turbot), 4801 nucleotides long. It is a transcript of the gene hip1rb, whose product is annotated as huntingtin interacting protein 1 related b. Gene Ontology annotation, cellular component: clathrin-coated vesicle; actin cortical patch. Lineage: Eukaryota; Metazoa; Chordata; Actinopteri; Pleuronectiformes; Scophthalmidae. The record is from RefSeq and is a predicted model, not a curated record. The transcript is spliced from 32 exons. Gene Ontology annotation, biological process: clathrin coat assembly; actin filament organization; endocytosis. Bases 431 to 3631 code for a protein of 1066 amino acids. Gene Ontology annotation, molecular function: clathrin-cargo adaptor activity; phosphatidylinositol-3,4-bisphosphate binding; actin filament binding.
AAACACAGUAAUCCUCAUCCAUCCCUAUGACUGCAGUGUGCCGAGGGCGACAGACGGUGAAAGGAGGCAGCCCGUGGAGAGCGCGCAUGAUCCAGACGCUUCACCUGACGCGCGUGUGGGAGGACGUCGGCGCCAGAGGACAUGGUGUGGACUUCUUUUUCCCUCUUCUUUCUUCUCUCUCUCUCCACCUUGUGGGAGGAUCCGUCCACGUAACGCAGAGCAAACACGCUCCGCUGCUCGUCGUUGCUCUUUCCUCCUUCGGCGUCGACGCGUCGCCGGUGACGAAGCCGCAGCCCGGAGAUGCGCAGCAGAGGACACGGACGCGCCGACCACAUCUGAGCCCCUCCGCACGGCUUCCUGCACCUUGGGCUGCUCUCCGAGGGAGAGGAGGGAUUCGUUGCCGAGCUCGUCCUUGUGAGAACCACAGAGGAUGAACACCAUUCACUCGCGGGUGAAGAGCCGGCGGACCGAGUCCAGCCUCGGAGCGGAGCGCGAGCAUUUCGACAAGCAGCAGCUGAGCAGCAUCAGCAAAGCAAUCAACUCCACUGAGACGCCUGUGAAGGAGAAACAUGCACGACGAAUCAUCUUGGGGACUCACAGGGAGAAGGGAGCCUACACCUUCUGGUCAUACGCUCUGGGCUUCCCUCUGGCCAGCAACUCCAUCCUCAGCUGGAAGUUCUGCCACGUACUACACAAAGUCCUGCGGGACGGCCACCGCAAUGUUCUACAAGACUGCAUGAGACAUCACAGUUCUCUAGUUGAAAUAGGGAAACUAUGGGGCAACCUCCAUGAUAAAUACGGACAGCUGGUGUUUCUGUACAGCAAGCUGCUCUGCACAAAAUUGGAGUUUCAUGUGAAGCGUCCAACAAUCCCACCGAACCUGGAGGUUACAGAUGAAGUCCUGGAGCGCACUGCAGGGACAGACAUUAAUAAUGUGUUCCAGCUCACAGUGGAGGUGUUUGAUUACCUGGACACAGAGCUGAGGCUGGCGGAGACAGUGAUCCGACAGCUCAACACAUCCAUCGCCAUCUCCACUCUCACAUCUGGCCAGUGUCGCCUGUCUCCCCUCAUCCAAGUUAUCCAGGACUGUAGUCACCUCUACCACUACACCGUCAAGCUGCUGUUCAAGCUGCAUGCCUGUCUCCCUGCUGACACCCUACAAGGUCACCGUGAACGCUUCCAUGACCAGUUCCACAGCCUUAAGACCUUCUUCAAUAAAGCAAGAGACAUGAUGUACUUCAAGAGACUGAUCCAGAUCCCGAAGCUGCCUGAUUCCCCACCUAACUUCCUGCACGCAGCUUCACUGGCCAAACACGUGAAGCCAGUGGUGGUCAUGGCUAACGAGGACGAACCAGAGCAACAAGACGACGACGAUGACGACCCAGAGCCGCUCAUCGAGGUCAGCGACUUCGCCACAUCCAGCGUACAGGCACAGCCACAGGAAAUUGACAUAUUUGAUCAGGCAUUUGGGCCUGCAAAUGGAGGUUUCGAUGACAGGGAUCUUCAGAUUGAGAGCCUCAAGCGUGACCUCGAGUUGUUGAGAGCAGAUCUGGAGAGAGUCAAAGCAGAGGCUCAGCGCUACAUCACGCAGCUCAAGUCCCAAAUCAACAGUUUGGAGGCAGAGCUGGAAGAACAACGUGCUCAGAAACAACAUGCUCUCGUGGAAAAUGAGCAGCUGCGCAUGGAGCUUGAGGCCACGCGUCGCAGAAACGCAGAACAUGAGGGCCUACAGACCACCUUCAUUGAGGCAGACCAAAGAGCACAGGCCACUGAGCAACGGUACAAUAAGCUGAAGGAGAAGCACACAGAGCUGGUUGCCAGUCAUGCUGAACUACUCCGGAAGAGUGCAGACACUGUGAAGAUGCUGUCAGCAACCCAGCAGACCCAGGAAGAAGUGGAGAGGACCAAACAUCAGCUGUCGUUCGAGAUCGAUCGGAUAAAACAGGAAGCUGACAUGAAGCUGGAGGAGCAGAAAUUUGAGAUGGAGAAGCUGAAGCGAGAGCUGGAGGAGAAGAUGGCAGAAGUGAUGCGCAUCAAGGCAACUCUGCAGAGCAGCGAGAAGACAUCGGGCCAAAUGAACAGCUCAAUGACAGCUCUGCAGGCAGAGAAGGAGCGUCUGAUGCGAUCUGUGAGUGAGAAGGAGGCGGAGCUGUCUUCUCUGCGGCAGACGGCGCAGGUGCAGCAGUCAUCACUUCAGCAGGAGCGAGAGAGGAGCAGCAGGGAGCUGGGGGAUCUGCAGGGCAAACUGCAAGAAAAGGCGAAUCAGGAGGAGCAGCUGAAGCAGAAGCUUCUGGAGGAGCAGUUUGCUCUGCUGCAGGGCACCAUCACAGAGGCCGAGAACAUCAUCCAAGAUGCUGUUGCUAAAUUGGACGAUCCCCUUCACGUACGCUGCACUAGCUCUCCAGAUUAUCUCGUGAGUCGGGCGGAGGCUACACUGGGCUCCAUCGACAAGGUCAAAAAGGGCCAUGCAGAUUAUCUGAGUAACAUGGGCGAUGCUGGAGGGCUGCUGAGGGCUCUGACCCAGUUCUCACACCUGGCUGCGGAUACAAUCGUCAACGGCAGCGCUACUGCACACAUGGCGCCCGUUGACCAUGCAGACCGACUGACAGAGAACUGCAGAGGCUGUGCCACCCAGAGUCUGCAGUACUUGAAGGACCUGAAGUCCAAGACAACCCUCCAGAAGGCAGACCCGGCCUCCGUUCGCAUAAUUGUUCAAAAGAUCUUGCAUUUGGGCCAGGAGCUGCGGCCAAAAGGCAUGGACAUUCGUCAGGAUGAGCUCGGAGAUCUUGUCGAUAAAGAAAUGGCUGCAACAUCAGCAGCUAUUGAGGAGGCGGUUCGUAGGAUUGAUGAAAUGAUGAAUCAGGCACGAAAGGACACUUCAGGAAUCAAACUGGAGGUCAAUGAAAGAAUUCUCUUCAGCUGCACUGACCUGAUGAAGGCCAUCCGCAUGCUGAUCAUAGCUUCUACAGAUUUACAAAAGGAGAUUGUCGAGAGUGGGCGGGGUGCAGCCACCAUUAAGGAGUUCUACGCCAAAAAUUCUCGCUGGACUGAGGGACUCAUCUCUGCUGCCAAGGCUGUGGGAUGGGGGGCCACCGAGAUGGUAGAGUCCGCUGACAAGGUGGUGCUGCACACGGGCAAAUAUGAGGAGUUGAUUGUCUGCUCUCAUGAGAUUGCUGCUAGCACUGCACAGCUGGUCGCUGCCUCGAAGGUUAAGGCAGACCGCAACAGUAAGAAGCUGUCAGUUCUCCAGCAGGCUUCUCGCCAUGUGAAUGAAAUGGCAGCCAAUGUGGUGGGCUCAACAAGGACGGGCCAGGAGCACCUGGAGGAAAAAGAUACCAUGGACUUCUCUGGGAUGUCCCUCAUCAAGUUGAGGAAAGAAGAAAUGGAGUCACAGGUGAAGGUACUCGAAUUAGAGAGUCAGUUGGAGAAUGAGCGACUGCGUUUGGGUGAGCUUAGGAAGAAGCACUACAACUUGGCUGGAGUUCCUCCAGAGCAGGUUUCUGAGGGGAACGGAGACACCUCCUCUCUUGCCCAUCCUGCGUCUAUGUCACCCAAACCCAAACCUGCUCUUAUGAAGAAGCCUGCAAUGGCCCAGAAACCCAACAUGCUCCCCAAAAAUACAUUCAAGUAAACACCUGAGCAGCAGAUGAGUGCUCCACUACCAGAUGUUUGGUUUGACCAGAGAAAGAUUGCCUUUUUGUGAACAUACAGUUCCUUUGAGUUGCAUGCUGAUAAUCCUCCUUCUCACCCUGCAUCAUGCUGUUCAUCUCUUCUUCAUUUUUUGUUUUUGUUUUUGCCAAAUAGGCCAGAUGCCGGAUUAUUGACCUGUGAUGUCAGUGAUUUGCCGUCUUAACACUUUUUUUUUUUUUGUUUUGUUUUUUAAGAUUUGUAUUCAUGCCAUCCUGGCAGAGCCCCUUAUUAUUUUAGUGCUUGGCAUUGUGAACAAAAAAGGUCAAUAUUAUACUUUAAUACUUUGUGAAAGUGUUUUUUUCUGCAUCACAAAAAUUUUAGAUGAUUCUGCACUAUUGUUUUUAGAAUACACACCUUGAUAAUGACCACAAAUCAACACCAUAUCUUUUUUGGCAAAACUUUGUUUUGAUCAUGCUUUGGACAACCUUUUUUGCACACUGUUUUGGACGUUCGUUACAGAGCACGUCACAUUUUUCUUAAUGUACACUGUAUGUUAUUUAUGUUGUGGUUGGGGGGUAAAGGAAACUGGGGAAACACAUUGCGUGCGUCCAUGUUGAUACAAAACUUUUACAUACCUCUGGCUUUGCCUUCAUGAUGGGCAGUUUUCCUCUUAUGUGCAAAACCGCUUUCUUUCUCAGCAGUGCAAGAUUGUCUCAGAGGCCUUGACAUGUACUGUGCUAAAUGAUUGAAUAAGACUUGUUACAUCUGUAUAGAAGUGUGUGAUUCGCACCUGGUAUAAUUCACAGUAUAUCUACACUCAUCUUUUGAAUGUCCCUUAUUAGUGAAGACCCUGGAUAUUAUAUGAAAGCUUAUAGAUAGACUUAAUUCUUGCACACAACUUUCAGGUGGAGGUGUCCCUAAUCAUCAAGUGCUUAGUUUAGGGUGAAUGUGGAGAUUUAGGUUUCAUGAAUGAAGGUGUACACUUUGCCUUUGGGAGCUUUUCUUACAGGGUCUUAAAAUGCAUCUGUGUAUGUUCUGUCCUUUCCUCAGUACGAAAAGUCUUUAUACACUCAGAUCUCUUAAUAUAUUUUAGUAAAGAUAAUGGUUGUUUCUCCUUAUAAGAAGUAUAAAUGUGAAAGAAAUGAACAAUAAAUGUUUGAUUUUAAUCAUC